CGAACCAAUAUUAACACAUGACGAUGAUUUCGACACCGAAGUACACACCAGGAGUUUGGCAGAACUCAGCAAUACAACGAGUUUAUUGGGGAAAAGCAGCCGAAUCCCUAACAAAAGAAGUCGAUAUACUGAAAGCUACGAAAUGUUUCAUAAUCGCCAGCGAGACGCUUGCUACGAAAACGGAUGAAAUUCAGAAGUGCGAGAAGGCUUUGGGCACAAAACACGCUGGGACGUGGUACGGAAUGCGCUCGCAUUCACCACGGGAGGAUGUGCUGUCAGCUGCGUCUGCCGCCCGUUCUGCUGGGGCCGAUUUGCUUCUCAGCAUCGGGGGCGGCUCGGUCACAGAUGGAACUAAAGCCGUCAACUUGUGUUUGGAUCAAAACAUCACCGAUAUUGAACAGUUGGACAAGUACAUCGUGAGGAAGUCUUAUUUCGAAACUCCGAACUGGGUCCAUAAGGGGAGUAUAUCCCAAAUUGCAAUUCCAACAACUUUGAGCGCCGGUGAGUUUACACAUUUUGCUGGGGUGACAAGUCGUCAACUCGGCGUUAAACAAGGUAUUGCUCACCCAGGGUUGCAACCUAUCUGCGUCAUCUUUGACCCAGAAUUAACUCUUCACACCCCUGAAUGGUUAUGGCUGUCAACAGGAAUACGUUCUGUUGAUCACUGUACAGAAGCCAUUUGUUCAAUCAACGGUGGCUAUUUGUCCACUGCCGUUGCAUCCGGAGCUCUUCGCUUGUUGGCUAAGGCUCUCCCAAAGACCAAAGCAGAUCCAAGUGAUAUCGAUGCCAGACUGCAAUGUCAAAUCGGAUCCUGGCAAGCAAUACAAACUCUAAUGAUGGGGGUGCAUUAUGGUGGAAGUCACGCCAUAGGACAUGUUCAAGGAGGCACUGCAAACAUCCCUCAUGGCUACACAUCGUGCAUAAAUUUGCCUUACAUCCUUGAAUACAACCAGCCUGAAAUAACUAACAAGUGCUCAAUUGUCGCCGAAUGUCUCGGAGCUGGACCAGGAACUUCGGCAGCUGAGGCGAUGGAUGCCUUGAUUCGUGGCUGUGGAAUGCCUCGCACGUUAAGUGAUGUCGACUUUCCGAUGGACAAGUUUGAGUUGGUUUGUGAAGUGAGCAUGAAAGAGCCGUGGACACAUUGUAACCCACGCAAAAUUGCAUCCCCUGAAGACGUUAAAAUCAUUAUGUCAAUGGCUCGAGAUGGCAAACCAAACAAAGAAGCAAUGCAGAUGCUGAGAGGAAGUGCAAACAAAUAAACAGGCAUUUUUUCUUCUUUUUGUUCUGGCGACAAAUUCACUGUAUAUAAAAAAAUAGUUUCUGUGUUUAAGGCAUAAAAAAAAUGAGGUGUUUUGUAUUGAGGAGUAUAAAAUACAGGAAUUAAAGACGGAUUCCGCUCAAAGUUCGAGCAAUAAGUGCAAAAAUUAUUUACUAAAAAUCUACUCACAGCACAUUACCUUUU
Messenger RNA from Porites lobata, 1462 nucleotides. NCBI's taxonomy places the organism in Eukaryota, Metazoa, Cnidaria, Anthozoa, Scleractinia, Poritidae. The record is from the annotation of a GenBank genome assembly.